AUGGAAGUAGAUAGCUCUUCUCCUCUCUUUCUCUUCUCCUUCGUCUACAACAGUGAAGAAGAAGAGCAAGGGAAUCUCGUUCACGGGUUUAAUGCAGAGAUUCAGAUUUUGGGUAGGAUUAGACAUCGCAAUAUCGUGAGGUUAUUAGGAUUUUGUUCCAACCAUGAGACCAAUCUUUUGGUUUAUGAGUACAUGCCUAAUGGAAGUUUAGGUGAAGUUCUUCAUGGAGAAAAAGGAGGUGAUUUGCAUUGGGAUACUAGGUAUAAAAUUGCAGUUGAAGCUGCAAGAGGGUUGUGUUAUCUGCACCAUGACUGUUCUCCUCUGAUUCUUCACCGGGAUGUGAAAUCGAACAAUAUUCUUCUAGAUUCCAACUUUGAUGCUCGAGUCGCUGAUUUUGGACUUGCUAAAUUUCUUCAAGAUUCUGGUACUUCUGAAUACAUGUCUGCUAUUGCCGGCUCUUAUGGGUAUAUUGCACCAGGUAAGAUUAAUGAAUUCAGUACAUGCAUUUUAUUUUGGUAUUUAGAACUACUGAGUGGUAGAAAACCAGUUGGUGAUUUUGGAGAUGGAGUUGGUAUUGUUCAUUGGGAUACGACAGAUUCAAAAUCAUCAGGAGUUUUGAAGAUUCUUGAUCCAAGACUUCCUUAG
This is a messenger RNA of Papaver somniferum (opium poppy), 645 nucleotides long. RefSeq names its product leucine-rich repeat receptor-like serine/threonine-protein kinase BAM1. The transcript is spliced from 3 exons. The record is from RefSeq and is a predicted model, not a curated record. The coding region runs from base 1 to 645 and encodes 214 amino acids. Gene Ontology annotation, biological process: protein phosphorylation. Gene Ontology annotation, molecular function: protein kinase activity; ATP binding. Lineage: Eukaryota; Viridiplantae; Streptophyta; Magnoliopsida; Ranunculales; Papaveraceae.